This is a messenger RNA of Erinaceus europaeus (western European hedgehog), 784 nucleotides long. RefSeq names its product ATP synthase peripheral stalk subunit OSCP (gene ATP5PO). NCBI's taxonomy places the organism in Eukaryota, Metazoa, Chordata, Mammalia, Eulipotyphla, Erinaceidae. The transcript has 7 exons. Gene Ontology annotation, molecular function: proton-transporting ATP synthase activity, rotational mechanism. The record is from RefSeq and is a predicted model, not a curated record. Gene Ontology annotation, cellular component: membrane. Bases 76 to 717 code for a protein of 213 amino acids. Gene Ontology annotation, biological process: proton motive force-driven mitochondrial ATP synthesis.
CUGACGCGCGCCUGCGCCCUGGCGUCUCUCUCGCUCCUCCGAUUCAGGUUUGACCUACAGCCGCCCGGGGAGAAGAUGGCGGCGCCCACCAUGUCCGGCCUGUCUCUGCAGGUGCGAUGCUUCGGUACCUCUGUGGCCAGGCCGUUCGCCAAGCUCAUGAGGCCUCCAGUCCAGGUGUACGGGGUGGAAGGUCGCUACGCCACCGCUCUCUAUUCUGCUGCGUCUAAACAGAACAAGCUGGAACAAGUCGAAAAGGAGCUGUUGCGAGUAGCACAAAUCUUGAAGGAGCCCAAAAUUGCCUCUUUGAUUCUGAAUCCCUACGUGAAGCGCGUCACUAAAAUGAAAAGCCUGAGUGACUUAACGGCCAAAGAGAGGUUUUCUCCCCUGACCGCCAACCUGAUAAAUCUGCUGGCUGAAAAUGGCCGUUUGAACAAUACUCCCUCCAUUGUCUCUGCCUUCUCCACCAUGAUGAGUGUCCACCGCGGGGAAGUACCUUGCACAGUGACCACUGCAUCUGCUUUAGAUGAAGCCACUCUUACAGAACUAAAAACAGUCCUGAAGAGCUUCCUAAGUAAAAACCAAGUGUUGAAAUUGGAAGUGAAGACUGAUCCAUCAAUCAUGGGUGGGAUGGUUGUCCGCAUUGGGGAGAAGUACGUCGACAUGUCUGCAAAAACCAAGAUUCAGAAGCUGAGCAAGGUCAUGCGGGAAGUUGCCUGAAAGGGUCGGUUUUCGGUCUAUGAAAAUUCUAAACUUGGAACAACAAUAAAAUGCUUCCUGAACAGAA